Macrosiphum euphorbiae (potato aphid) is the source of this 792-nucleotide messenger RNA. Lineage: Eukaryota; Metazoa; Arthropoda; Insecta; Hemiptera; Aphididae. The record is from the annotation of a GenBank genome assembly.
AUGUCGAUUGCUGUGCUUUUGUGUCUAAAGAGAAUCAUACUUAUAAUUAAUAAUUUUUAUGAACCUACGUUUUUGUUUAGUUUAUAUACGGAACACCGAAUGAUCAACGCAAGUCUUUCACUAAAGGAACAUUACAACCGACCAACUGGUUUACUAUCAAAUUACAUGGAUCAGCUUGUCAGAGGGCUAUCUACGCAGAAUACACAAAAAGUCGAUAUGCUAUUUACUCAAACUCUUACAAAUUACUUAUACAGUGCUCAUCCCAGCCACGGGUUUGGAAUGGACAUUGUCAGCUUGGAUAUACAACGAACCCGCGAUCAUGGUAUACCAAGCUACUCAGAAUUCAGAAAAUAUUGUGGACUAAAAGCUAUAAGAAGUGUACAAGAUUUAUCUAAGAUCAUGGUUGAAGGUUCAACUGAUAAACUAUUGAAGCAAUACAGAGAUUGGACAGAUAUAGAGCUAUUGGUAGGUGCAUUGUUUGAGAAACACGAAGACGACUCAAUGGUUGGGCCUACGAUGAGAUGUAUUAUUAGAGAACAGUUUAUAAGAACUAGAAUGGCAGAUAGAUAUUUUUACGAUUUACCAAAUAUAUUCAAUGAAUAUCAACUGACAGAAAUCAGAAAAGUGACGCUUGCCAGAAUCUUUUGUGAUAACAGCAAUAAUGUCACAAUGAUGCAGAAAAAAGUAUUUUUGAUACCUGCGAUGGCUGAUUUGCAACUCUGUAAUUCCCGAUUAAUUCCAAAAAUCAACAUCAAUCACUGGUCAGAAAUGGUGGAUACAUUUAAAAAAUAA